Messenger RNA from Brugia pahangi, 615 nucleotides. Lineage: Eukaryota; Metazoa; Nematoda; Chromadorea; Rhabditida; Onchocercidae. The record is from the annotation of a GenBank genome assembly.
AUGGACGAAGGAAGGUUAUGCCUCAGUGAUGAAGACUGGAAUCGAUUUGCUUGUCACGUUGCAAGUGUCGCAAUACAGGAAGUCAGAGGAUUUGCAGUAACCGCUGCUAUUAUGGCAGUCAGACAAAAAAGCUUCCGAUCAGCUUUUGCGCAAGAAAUCAAUGUUUUAAUGUCAAAUUACGUCUUAUUGGGAAAAAAAAUCGGGCAAGGACUCCCGGAACUUGUGGCACACCUUUUGAUUGCUAAUUGGCCGCGAGAACACGCUCGAUGUGAUCUGGAAUCGAAUGAUAUUUUAUUCUGUAUCGUUUCGUCGAUUAAGGGCUGGUUGGAAACAAUAAUUGGGGAGGCAGAUGAGAUUGAAGAGAUUGAAUCCAACUGUGCUUGUGCACUGUAUGAAGUGUGUCGUUUCGCGCAGCGAAAACUUUGGAUGAAAUGGCCAGAAUUAGUGGAUGAAUGUUAUGCUGCCGUAAGAGAUGGUAUAACCUUAAAUAUCACAUUAACCAAGGAAGCACGAAAAGCAUUGUUAGAUACCAUGAUUAUGAUGCACGAAUGGACUAGUCGGCAUGCAAAAACACUGGUUAAUGUCAGCACACAGACUUAUAGAACUCGAGUUUAG